Molecule: messenger RNA, 2298 nt
Organism: Nematocida minor
Lineage: Eukaryota; Fungi; Microsporidia
Exons: 1
Coding region: 1-2298 (765 amino acids)
Molecular function (GO): protein binding
Source: RefSeq, a predicted model, not a curated record
AUGUAUCCACUCCAGAAAGAGCAUGCUGAAGCAGCGAAAGAAGAGCUUCCAGCUGGAAAAGAGUUUGAGUCCUUGCUGAAAAGGCUCAGUGGGAGCGUAGUCGAGGAAAAGGUAAAGAUUGCGAUUGCAGGCAGAUACUUCGCAACUGGAAAAGAAGCAGAGUACGAAAGAGUAAUAGAAACAGUGCAGCCCAGGAGUGUGGAGGAGCGCACCCUGAAAAACAACCAAGACAUCCUUGUUCUGCUCGUCAGGUACAAUAAAGAGCAAAAGAUUGACUAUCUUAAAAAAUCAAAAGAAUUGAUAGCAAAAACACACAUCUUUCCAACAGUCAAAACGAUGUUCCUACUAGCAACAGAGGCCCCGCAGGAGGAAAUACUCAAAGAAAGCUACAAACUGGACAGAAACUGCAAACACUCAGCCAAAAUAAAAGCCAUCUCUUUCAUUGGCGCAAAGAAGUACAGUGAGGCCUCGUCUCUCAUAGAAAGGCUUUCUGCAUCAACAGAAAAAACAAUGCUGCAGUUGAUAGUAUCUGUCUUUCAGGGCCUUCCAGCAAAAAAAGAGAUAUACAACAGGCUCAUUGAAGAGAUAAACAAGAAACAGAGGAAGCUAGAUAAAACCAGCACACAAGCAGAAGAGAAAGAAGAAAUGGAAAAAUUGGAUAAGUACACAGAGUACGCAAAGAGGCUGAUGAACGAAGGGCCGGGAAUUGGCUACGAUCUAAUCAUAUCUGAAAUAGACAGCGCUCUAAAGAACACAACAGGAGUGGCUCUGGGAAGUGCCAAUCACCUGAUGGAAAAAACAACCAAAAACCCAUCAGAGGCUAUUAAGAUGCUCCAAGUGUCUAAAAAGCUAUUCUUAGAAGUAGAGAUACUCAGAGCUGAAGCGCUGCUUGGAAAGAAAAGGUAUAUGGAAGCAAAUGAGCUAGCACAGACAUUGAAGAAAGACCACCACGCUACAAUGGAUGGAAGUGCGGCAGAAAGGAUAGCAAUAAUACUGAUCAGCUCCUCGUUGCACCUGAACAAAAUGGAAGGCAUGGACAUUUCGUGGAUUGUAAAUGCUCUGUCACCGAGAGAACAAAAAAAGAAAGACGUAGGCCUAUCAGACUUUGUCGAGCUGAUAAAAAACAAAGAGCCAGGAAUGGCGUCUUUUGACCACACAGUGCUGGCAUGGACAAAAAAGAUGAUAAAACUGUCAAAGAACACAAAUCUUAUCUGGCGGCCUAAGAUAGAAAGCAGCAAGUAUUUCAACCGUUUGGGCAAUAUAUACUUCGCACACAAGGACCCAGAAAGAGCCAAAAAGGCGUACGAACAGGCAAUUGCCACAGGAACAGAGUCGCAGAUAGAAGAUACGCGAGAGAACAUGCAGAAGCUGGAAGAGUGGAUGGCGAGAAAAGAUCUUCCAAUAAAAGAGUGUCCAGAGGCCAUGUGUCUCUUCAAGUCGCUGGGUAACACAACUGAGAAUCCCAGUGCAAUGGAUUACAUCACAGGAACUACAUCGCAUGAAACAGCAAUGGAAACAGCUGAGAUGUUGGAAGAAAUAGCCAACGCCCUGAUAAAAGACAAGAACACAGUAGAAGAAGCGCGAAUCAUAAACAUUCUGUCUCUGUGCAGCCUUGUGAAGUUCAAAAAACAGAUACUUACACCACUAGAGAUCUCAGAAAGCAAUAUUUCGGUGAUUUACAACCACAUAGUAUUCUGGAUACGAGAAAAAAAAGAAAUAGACAUGGGAGCAGUGCAGGAAGCCAUCAAAUGGUACACUUCAAAGCAUUCUACGCCCUCCCAGACAGCGGUGGCCAAGUGUGCAAUAAUGCUUACACUAAAACACCUGGCAAAGAGCGGAAGAGUGAAAAGAUUUAACGAAGUAUUUGUGCAGGUGGAAGAGCACAUCAAAAAAGAUCCAAAAGACAGAAAAGAGAUUGAUGAGCUAAGAGCCGCACUGGAAGAGAUUAACACGCCGGUUAAUGAAGCAGCAAAUGCGCACGAAGAGCCAAAGAAAGAAACUGUAGCCAAAGAAGAGCCCAUAAAAAUAAAACAAGAGGAGUCGGAAGAGCUCCUUUCAAAAAGAGAGGAAGUCAUGCGUAUGCUAACAGAAGGCCCAGAGAAAAAGCAGCCAAAGAAAACAAAGAAAACGAAGUCAACAGAAGAUAAAGAAAGACCAGUGAAAAAACAAAAAGCUAGCAGAGACAAAGAUCUGUCAGAAGAGGAGCCAAUAAAGCCAGAGGAAGAAGAAAAACCACAGCCAGUCCCCAUAAAAAGAGUCUCGCACACUAUCCUGUCAAGCGACGAGGAAGAUGAAUAA